Macadamia integrifolia is the source of this 651-nucleotide messenger RNA. Its product is annotated as F-box protein PP2-B15-like. Gene Ontology annotation, molecular function: protein binding. Lineage: Eukaryota; Viridiplantae; Streptophyta; Magnoliopsida; Proteales; Proteaceae. The coding region runs from base 1 to 651 and encodes 216 amino acids. The record is from RefSeq and is a predicted model, not a curated record. The transcript is spliced from 2 exons.
AUGGAAGGAUCAGAUUUCAAUAGCUUGCCAGAGAAUUGCAUAAGUGACAUCCUAUCAUUCACAACUCCCGGUGACGCAUGUCGGUCAUCGGCCGUUUCUCAUGAAUUCAAAUCAGUGAUCAACUCUGAUAUCUUGUGGGAGAGAUUUCUGCCACUAGAUUAUGAGAAAAUCAUCUCCGAAUCAGUUUCUCCCAUUGAUUAUGAGAUCAUACCCACAAAGAAAGAUCUCUAUUUCAGUUUGUGCAACGGGAUACUCACUGGUGGUGGUUGUCAGGUUUCCAGAGGUAGCAGUACUCCAAGAUGUUUGCUGGUUGGAAAUCUUGGGGUCAAUCAAUUGCCGAUUGUAUCUGAAAAAACAAAUGUUGGUCAUCUCAUCAUUCAAUUUGGUGAAAAUGCACAAAAGUUGGAUGCCCAACCUGCCGAAUUGAUGGUUGCAAUUAAGAAUGAGAUCUCUAUAGGAAAAGGCUAUUUACGUCCACGAGACAAUGAAGAAGAAGUUACAAAUGAUUAUAGAGUAGCACAUGUUAGAGCUGAUGGGUGGUUUGAAAUUGAGUUAGGGGACUUCUAUGUUAAUGCAGAAGAUGAUGGAGAUGUGAUCUUGAAAUUCCUCACUUGGAGUGAUUAUGAUUGGAAACGUGGUCUUAUUGUUUAA